Molecule: messenger RNA, 961 nt
Organism: Brachypodium distachyon (stiff brome)
Lineage: Eukaryota; Viridiplantae; Streptophyta; Magnoliopsida; Poales; Poaceae
Exons: 2
Coding region: 40-675 (211 amino acids)
Source: RefSeq, a predicted model, not a curated record
CAUAAACAUUUCGUGGUCAUCAAUUGGUUUUAAAUACCAAUGGGGCCUCUCCCCUUCAGACUCCCCCUCACCCCGUCUCCCGGCGCUACACGUACGCUUAUCAACCCUGCAGGUGAUUCCACUCCCCGAGUCUCGUCAUCAAUCCCACCCCCUUUCUCUCCACCAAUGCUCCCGAGAAGACAGAGCAUCUUCCAUCUCGGGGAAGAUGUCGGCAACGGCGGCGGCAGCGCUCCGUGCCACCGCCGCGGCGUUCUCGGCGGCGCGCCGUCGCCGUCGCCGUCCUCCAUGAGCGGCCGCGUGCGCGAGCGGCUCGUCGUGGGGCUCCAGAUCCUCGUGCACCAGCAGAAGCACGGCGGCCGGCAGGCGCACGCCGCGAACGUGGUGCUCAAGCAGAUGGUCCGGCGGCCCGGCGGCGGAGGAUUCCUCAAGGCCUGCUCCCUUUGCCGGAGGGAGCUCAGCCCCAACAAGGACGUCUACAUGUACAGAGGGGACCAAGGGUUCUGCAGCGAGGAGUGCAGGGGACAGCAGAUCCUGCUGGAUGAGGCGCGGGAGCGGGAGGCCGCCGGCAAGGAGCGGCGCCGAGCGCUGCAGGCCCGCCAUCAGGCCCAUCAGCAGCAGCACACGCCCAUCGGCGGCAGGCCCAGGAAGACGACGACGCCGCUGGCCGUCGCGUAGCCUAGCUAAUACCAACGCCACGGCAUGGGCCGGAACCGGGAAGGACGAGUGAAUAAUUAAUGAAUCUAGAGCUAGCUGAGAAGAAGCCGAUCGAUUGGGGAAGUGUGUGUUUGUUUUUUGCGAGUUGCGGUUAAUUAUCCUGAAGGAAGUGCACUCAGCUUGCUCCUGAUGUAAAACAUGCGUGAUCCCAUCGAAUCUAAAUACAGAUAGAAGAAAGAAAAUGCGAAGACAAAGAAAGAUUCUUUGUGCUCUAUUGUUAUGUGAUCGAUUUGUUACGUUCCGGUCA